This is a messenger RNA of Megalops cyprinoides (Indo-Pacific tarpon), 2883 nucleotides long. RefSeq names its product transmembrane and coiled-coil domains 4 (gene tmco4). The coding region runs from base 25 to 2211 and encodes 728 amino acids. Lineage: Eukaryota; Metazoa; Chordata; Actinopteri; Elopiformes; Megalopidae. The record is from RefSeq and is a predicted model, not a curated record. The transcript is spliced from 15 exons.
GUCGUGUGACCCGUUACAAAGAACAUGGACACCACCGGAGGAACGGAUAUGGGUCCAGGCUCAUCCGCAGAUCCAGAGGGGGAGGAGCCGGUACCAGAUGGGCAGGGCAUACCUGAAUCGGAGGCAGUGAUUGGCAGGCAGCUUAGUGAGCCAGGUCGCUUUGCCUAUGCGGGCUUAUGUGGGGUGUCUUUGGGCCAGCUCUUUCCAGGGCCUGAGCACAGGUGCUUUCGAGAGCAGUACCUGGAGGGUCUCGUGCGAUGGCUGGAUCUGGACGAUUCGGUGAUGCCGGUCAUGGGAGCGUUCCUCGCAGGGCUGGGGUUCGAGGGCAGCGACACCUUCCUCUCCAUCCUGCAGGGGGAGCCGCUGCUGAGCGCUGGGGCCACGCCCAUCAUGCAGGACCUGGUGUCCUUCUCUUUGAAAGAUGGUCAGUACGACGCCCGGGCCCGGGUUCUGAUCCGACACGUCAGCUGCCUGCUCCGCGUGUCGCCGCAGCAGCUGGAGGAGUUUGAGGAGACGCUGGGAGAGAGACUGAGAGAGGGAGGAGAGGAAAGCGAAGAAGAGUCAUCUCGCCGGCAGAGAAGGGAAAGAGGAAGAAAACUGCGUCGCUACUUGCUGAUUGGUCUGGCGACCGUGGGCGGGGGCACUGUGAUUGGAGUGACAGGGGGGCUGGCGGCUCCUCUGGUUGCAGCAGGGGCGGGGGCGGUGCUGGGAGCGGGUGGGGCCGCCGUGCUGGGCUCGGCUACAGGCAUCGCCAUCAUGGCCUCCCUUUUCGGCGCUGCGGGGGCGGGGCUAGCAGGGUAUAAGAUGAACAAGCGGGUGGGGGCGAUCGAGGAGUUCGAGUUCCUGCCGCUGAGCCCGGGGAAACGGCUCCACGUGACGGUGGCAGUGACGGGGUGGCUGUGCAGUGGGAAAUACAGUUCGUUCCAGUCUCCCUGGUGCAGUCUGGGUGCGUGUGGGGAGCAGUACUGCCUGGUGUGGGAGUCACGUUUCCUGCGAGACCUGGGUUCGGCUCUGGACUCCCUGCUAGAUGGGCUGGUCAGCAUUGUGGCACAGGAGGCCCUGAAGUACACUGUGCUGUCAGGUAUUGUAACGGCGCUUACAUGGCCUGCUUCCCUAUUGGCCGUGGCCAGUGUGAUUGACAACCCCUGGGGGGUGUGUCUGAGCCGCUCUGCUGAGGUGGGGAAACAUCUGGCCCAAGUCCUGAGGAGCAGGCAACAGGGGAAGCGUCCUGUCAGUCUGAUCGGCUUCAGCCUCGGAGCAAGGGUCAUCUACUUCUGUCUGCAGGAGCUGGCAAAUGACACAGGCAGCGAGGGUGUAGUGGAGGAUGCCAUCCUGCUGGGGGCGCCGGUGGAUGGGUCGGCCAAGCAGUGGGAAAGAAUGUCCAGGGUGGUCGCCGGGAAGAUCGUCAAUGGAUACUGCAGAGGGGACUGGCUCCUGGGAUUCCUCUACCGCGGGUCAUCUGCCCAGCUGUGUGUCGCAGGGCUUCAGCCAAUCAGCUUGGACGAUCGCCGCAUGAUCAAUGUGGAUCUGUCCUCAGUGGUCAAAGGUCAUCUAGAUUACAUGCGUCAGAUGGACACUAUCCUUGUGGCGGUGGGAGUGCCCACUCGCGAAAGGGCAGGGGUCAUAGCCGGGGCACCACCGAAGAUCACAGUGGAGAAGUCAGAGCCUGGACAGGACCAAUCGGCUGAAGAGGGCGGAGUUUCCAGAAGGAGCGGUUUGGCCAGCGCCGGGGACGAGGGGCAAGGGGGAACAGAAAAAGAGGAGUGCGCAGAUGGUUGGGACAUCCCGGACAUUUCUGAUCUGUUGGAUUCCCUGAACGAUGCAGACAUCUCUUCCCAGCAAUGUGUCCUGGGUAGCUCAGUGGACAGCCCCGACCAGAACAACAUCUGCCAGGAGUCAUCUUCAGUUCCAGAGCCUCAGGGCGGAGGAGAGGGGCCAGAGAGGACAGAAUGGGACGCUGAAAUCACAGACUGGGACUGGAACACAACACACUGGAGCGCUGAGCACACAGACUGUCACCCUGAUACUGGGCACACGUUACAUGACCAGCUGCCCAACCGCAGUACCUCCUCUAGCCAGCAGGGAGCAGCAGUGUCAUAUUUGUCCAAGGACAGAGACUGUGGACCUACACUCUCAGACUCACACCACACAGGGGUAGCAGACCAGAGGGCAAAGAGCAAGUACAUGGACUCAAAUAGCAACUUUCAAUAGAUUAAAUUGGAAGGGGUUUUGGGGACUGGAGCUGUUGCUUAGAUCCCCUCCCCCUGACUAACCAAUCAUAGGCACAGCUGACUCAUUUAUACAUUGAAGUAAAAAAUUAAGUUUAAAAAAACUUAUCCUAGCAAUCUUCUAACUUUCCAUGUUCACACAACUUAGGUCUAAAAUUGAGUUUAGGAUUAUCAGAAACUAAAAGUGAACAUAUUAGAUUAACUCAGUAUUAGAUUAACUAAUACUAAAAGCAGGUACGAACUGGAUUAUGUGUGUGGAUGUGUUUGUUCCACACAGAGGCAUGGCCCAUCAGAGAGAAUAAGUCACACUGUACAGUCAGGCAGAGAGAAUUGGCUGAGUGCUUUGGCUGGUCUCUGUGCAUUAAGGGCAGGUGUACUCUGAGCACGCUAGGUUCUGGGUGUCAGUGCUCAUGAUGUGCUAGAGGCUUUCCGCCAUGUUUUUUUUUUUUUAAUUUCUGUGCUUUUCUGCUGUUUGUCCACCGCUUGCUUUGUUCAUGUCUGUAAUGACUGUGAAGAUGAGAGUGAGUGUGAAAAUUAAUUUCCUCUCGGGCAGGGUGCCACGACCCUGGUUUUCUGUCAUCUGAAACUGACACCACAGCAGCUCUCAGUUUGUUCUCUGCUACUGUGUCUCAGAUUAACACCCCCCUGAGCCCCC